This is a messenger RNA of Agrilus planipennis (emerald ash borer), 1116 nucleotides long. Its product is annotated as dynein intermediate chain 2, ciliary-like. Gene Ontology annotation, cellular component: axonemal dynein complex. Lineage: Eukaryota; Metazoa; Arthropoda; Insecta; Coleoptera; Buprestidae. Gene Ontology annotation, biological process: cilium movement. The record is from RefSeq and is a predicted model, not a curated record. Gene Ontology annotation, molecular function: dynein light chain binding; dynein heavy chain binding. The coding region runs from base 28 to 1029 and encodes 333 amino acids. The transcript has 2 exons.
AAAAACUUGGAUACUUCUACUAGUGGAAUGGUGUCAACGGGUAGCAAUGAAUACGAAAAUGUUAGAGAUAAAUUAGAUUCAAUUAGAACAGUAGUCGAUAGUGCAACACAAACAUUGACAAUUCUCAUGAAGCCUAAGUUUACAUAUUUGACAACAUCGAAAAUGAUUAAUUGUGCAAAUUCGACUAACAAUUGGAUAAUGUAUGAUACAUACUGUACUAAAUUUGUGAAUGAAUCGAGCCAGUUACUUGAUAACAAAAUAUCAAAUGAAAUAUUUGAUUCGUCAGAAGUAGAAGCUAGUCGUUUGAAAUUUAUGAAACUGAGUAGUGACUUAAGAAUGAAAGCAGAUAAAAUGACUUGUUUGUACGAAAAUGUAAGAUUUGCUGGUGCAGUGAGAGAGAUGGAACAAAUAAUAUGUUUGAAUUUGAAUGCUCAGAAAUGUUUCAGAGGCCUGACAAAAUCUAAUAAAUACGAUUUAGAGUCAAAUAUUAAUUACCGUUUACAAUAUCUGUGGAGUUUUAUUUAUAUUGAUUUAAAAAAAAGAAGAAUAAAUAGUGUUUGUUGGAAUGGAAAAAAUUCCAAUCUUCUGGCAGUCAGUUAUGAAGGAGAAUUGAACGAAUGUAGUAGAAAUAUUUUAAUUUGGAACAUGAAACAUCAUUCUCAACCUGAACGAUUAUAUAGACUGAAUUUUGCAAUCUCAGAUAUUAAUUGGAGUACUAAGAAACCGAAUCAAUUAGUUAUUGGAUGCUAUAAUGGAAUAGUUAAAAUUAUUGAUGUGAGUAAUAGACACUUGGCAAUAUUAUGCGUUAUUACUCAAAAAUCUGUAUAUAAAUAUUUACGUAUCUGGAAUGUUAAAUGUUGGUGUGAUGAUGAUCAUGAGUAUAUUUUAACGAGCAAUGAAGAUGGGAAAAUUUUCUGCAGUAAAACGAAGGACGAUGAUGGUAUGACAGAGAAAAUAAAAGUAUCAAGAACUGAUAAUAAUAAUUGGAAGCAGAAGAAAAACCAAAUUAAUAGUUUCGAAUCACGGUAAAGCCUGUUUAUUAUUUGGUGAAGUUGAUAAUGUAAAGUAAUUGUUGAUAAAUAGCAAAAAAGAUGGAAGUCGAAGAAAAGAAACGCA